CAGGUUGAUAUAAAGGGGCUGGGAAUAACAUGACAGCGUGAUUGGCAGCCAGCCAUUAAUUCCAUGCGAACUUUGUAAUCUCCAACCUUCGCACUUCUAUUUGGAACGCGCUGCAAGUUACAAUGCUUUUUAGAUUCUGUUUGCGACGCACAUUCACCCUCCUCAAGAAAAUGCAUCACAGCAGCUGCUCCUCGCCCACGGAUGGAUGCGAGCUUAUUCGGACUCGCUUGCUGUCCGCUGCUACAAUCAAGGGGGCAUCCACGGGGAGCCUUCAGCUGGCUCCCAGGGAGGCCCUCAACUACUGGUGUGGGUCCCGAGUGAAGAUUCCGGAACAGGACAAGAAGGCUGCGGAGCCAGUGUAUGAGCCCGCAACAGGUCGUUUGCUAUGUGAGCUUGUGCCUGCUGGGGCCCAUGAAGUGGACCAGGCCAUACAGAGCGCUCAGGCUGCCUUCCAGAAAUGGAGUGCAAUGUCCGGCAUGGAGAGGCAGCACAUAUUGAUGGAAGCUGCCAGGCUUAUUAGGGAACAUUGCGAAGAAAUUGCUAAAGUUGAAGUCAUCAAUAACGGCAAGUCCAUUUCGGAAGCAAGGGGAGACAUUGAGGUCUCUUGGUUAACCAUUGAAUACUAUGCAGGUUUAGCUGGAGGGCUCUCUGGUCAACAUGUGCAGCUACCUGGGGGCUCAUUUGCCUAUACUCGCCGGGAGCCAUUGGGUGUCUGUGCUGGCAUUGGAGCCUGGAAUUAUCCAUUCCAGCUUGCAGUAUGGAAGUCUGCACCUGCCCUUGCUUGUGGAAAUGCCAUGGUGUUCAAGCCAUCCCCUUUUACUCCAGUGACCGCUGUAAUGCUGGCAGAGAUCUAUACCCAGGCAGGAGUGCCAGAAGGACUGUUCAACGUAGUCCAAGGGGGUGCAGAAACAGGCAGUCUUCUGUGCCAUCAUCCAGGGAUAGCCAAGGUUUCAUUCACAGGCAGUGUUCCUACUGGUAAAAAGGUCAUGGAAAUGGCAUCAAAGCUUGUGAAGCCUGUUACUCUGGAGCUUGGUGGGAAGUCUCCUCUGAUUAUCUUUUCAGACUGCGAAAUGGACAACGCAGUUAAGGGGGCACUCAAUGCCAAUUUCCUAACCCAAGGCCAGGUUUGCUGUAAUGGAACUAGAGUGUUUGUGCAGAAGAACAUUAUGUCAACCUUUGUGCAGAAAGUGUUGGAACGGACCAAAGCCAUCAAGAUUGGAGACCCUCUGCAGGACAAUACUCGCAUGGGUGCCCUAAUCACCAAACAGCAGCUUGAUAAAGUCCUUGGAUACGUGCGCCAGGCUAAAGAGCAGGGAGCCAAAGUGUUAUGUGGAGGAGAACCCUUUGUUCCAGAUGACCCCAAAUUGAAGAAUGGAUACUUUAUGACCCCUUGUAUUCUGGAUAACUGCAGUGAUAACAUGACUUGUGUUAAGGAGGAGAUCUUCGGGCCAGUCAUGUCUAUUUUGCCCUUUGAUACGGAAGAGGAAGCACUGAGGCGGGCGAAUGACACCACGUAUGGAUUGGCAGCUGGUGUCUUUACAAGGGACAUUUCUCGUGCUCAUCGUGUUGCUGCAAGUCUUCAGGCAGGAACAGUUUUCAUCAAUAACUACAAUGUGAGUCCAGUUGAAGUUCCUUUCGGUGGCUACAAGAUGUCUGGAAUUGGCAGGGAGAAUGGCCAGGUGACCAUUGAGUAUUACACUCAGCUGAAGACUGUUAUGGUCGAGAUGGGAGACGUGCUGUGUGAUUUCUAACUGAGGUGAAUCUAUUCCUGAGUUGCCUCUCCUGAGACAGAUUGUGGGAUUCCUUCUAUUGAGUCUGUUAUCUUCACCUUUCAUGAAGAAAUUUUGUAAGGUUGCAUUAGGAAAUAACACUUCCAUUCCCAGUCCUGAAAUUGUUAAAAAAUAUCUUUCCAAGUGCCUUUCCUCCAAUUUUAGAAAAAUCUUCAGUCUUAACAAA
This is a messenger RNA of Erpetoichthys calabaricus (reedfish), 1956 nucleotides long. RefSeq names its product 4-trimethylaminobutyraldehyde dehydrogenase A-like. The coding region runs from base 123 to 1751 and encodes 542 amino acids. The transcript is spliced from 12 exons. The record is from RefSeq and is a predicted model, not a curated record. Lineage: Eukaryota; Metazoa; Chordata; Cladistia; Polypteriformes; Polypteridae. Gene Ontology annotation, molecular function: 4-trimethylammoniobutyraldehyde dehydrogenase (NAD+) activity; aminobutyraldehyde dehydrogenase (NAD+) activity.